CCCGCCAUCCCCCCGUUUAGGAACAGGUUGGUGGGGCGCAGAAAUAAUGUAAUUUUUCAUUUGAGUGCCUUUUAUAAGAGUAAUUCCAUGUGAUAGUUUAGUGCUUAAUGCUUCGAGAGACUUAUCCAAGUUGUGGUGUAGGCGUUUGGACUGUAGUAAGACUAAAGCUGCGUAUGUGUUGUUUAGUGUGUGGCUUUCUGCAUGAUGGCUGGUAUUGCUGUCCGUGCUGGUGCCAGCCUCACUGACAGGGAUGACAGUUCAUUACCCCCCGUUGGCCGUACAGCUCGCACGCCUAGGAAAGCCAGUCCCUCUUUAUUGCAUGAUUCUGCACUCUGCACUACAUCUACCAUUCAUGCCAAAACCCCUGUAUCCUCUUCCUCCGAGCAAGGAACCAUAAACUCAUCAUCAAUGUCUACACCCACAGGCACCAAACUGGCUGUAACCGCUACAAACGAUUCCUCUGCGGGGGGUGAAGAAGACAUCCAUCAAGAUCUGUUAGAAGCAGAGUCUUGUGCAAAGAUAAGCAAGUCAGAUAAAGAUUUACAGAGAGUUAGGCCAACAACACCUAUUCAGUUGGUAACUGAAAAGGAGAUUGCUCUCAGCCAGCUGCAGGAAUUAGAAGUAGCAAUUAAGGUCCGCAAGGGUUCGAAGGUCGACGGUAGAAAAGUUCGUUGGAUUGAGUAUCGUGCUCGGAAGGCUGAAGAGGAAAGGAACAAUAACAGUAGUAAUAAGACAAAAAGCAAAUCACGAAAAUCUAAAUCAAUUGAAAAUGAUGAGAAUGUUUUGAGUGUUAAUAACAACAAUAACAACAGUGAAAAUACCGAAAGUAUGAAGGGUGAAGUAAUUAACACACCUUUGGUUCUAGAAAGUAUGAAGUUACAAUUUUUGCAAGGAACAGAAAACAUUGAAGGACCAGUUACAAACGGUAGUAAUAGUGAUAGUGGUUUGCAAAAGUCACCAGAUGCAUCUCAGAAAAGAAAGUCUGUCAGGACUCGUAGGAGUCAAAGCACUCCUAAGGAAAAUAAAGAGAUCAAGAGCAGCCCUAAAAGUGUAACCAGAGGUACUCAAAAAAGUAAAUCCAAAGUUGGUACUGAUGGUGAUGAGGAAGCUGAUACAAAAUCUUUAAGUAGCUUAAAAAAACUGUCACCCAAAGAUACAACUGUAAAUGGAACAAGUGAAAUAUUAACCAAGAUUGAGAAUGUUCCUACUGAGGAUGUUCCUAUUAUUACCACCCCAGCAAUAAUGUCUUCAUUCAAGGUAAGGUCCCCUGCAACAUCUCCUGGCAUAUCAGAGGUCCUGCCCUCUUGUAUAAGACCUGUGUACAAAUCGGUAACAAAAGGUCUGCGUGAGGUACGCAAGACAGAAAAUGGUGUGGAUGUGGAAACAGUGAAGAGUGAAAUUGGUGCUAUAACUUCAAGUGCUGGUACUGAAAGUAAGUUUGAAAAUGACCUGAAGUGUAUAACAGUCACACCACCACCAGUGUUUUGGAAUCCACCAUUAAGGGCAAGGUCUGCUGAUAGUGUGUCUGGUACUAAAAAGAAGUCUGUGACACCCAAGAAAAUGAAAACACCUUUGUCAAAGUCUGUGGAAAAAAUUGAUUCUGAGGCAGAGUCUAUAACUAAUGGACACCAUGAAUUAGAAGUUGAAUCCCAUAAAGAGGAUGUUAUUGAGAAAGGUGAGUCUCAUUUAUCUACUGAAGAAAACUCAGAAACCCCAAAGAAAAAGUCACCCCAAAAUAGUGAUGAGGAAGUUGUCAAGAGAAAGAGGGGCAGACCACCAAAGAGAAAACUUAAUUUAGUGGAAGCAGAUGACCGUAAAGUGUCUCCAGAUGGAAAAUCAAGUAAAAAAGUUGAAACUGUCAUAGCUGAUGUUCAUAAUACCAUGAAUGGGGAACCUCAAACUGUGAUUCCAGUAAGUCGACCUGUCUUGAGAGGUAAGAAAAUAUCUGUAGUAAAGAGAUUAGUCAAAUGGAGUCAGGAAGAUGUUUCACCAGAUGUUGACUCCUCAGGGAUAUAUGUAAAAACAUCUGUCAAGAAGGACAUGUCUUUGGAAAGUGUAGGCAAAGGGAAAGAAAAGUCAUCUCGUGUGGAUGCUAAGAAAAAGGUGACAGGUACUAAGAAGAAGGGAAGUGGUGUGUCACUUGAUGAAAGUGAAGUAAGUUCAACCCCAAGUGCCUCUGUUAACAAUCAAACACAAACAACUCCAAAGUGUAAAAGUACAAAGUCUGCCAAAGGUGUUCGGUUGGGAGCGCUGUCUCCUGGAAAGCCUGUUGAAGAUACUAAAAUUGCGCCUGUAAAAGCCAAUCCACGGGAUAAAGAAGACACAGAUGUCUCUGAUAAUGAACAGAAAGAUAAGCAUGUCAGUAAAGCUGAAAAGAGUUUAGCAGGCAGAGUCAUAAGAAGAUCUGAACAUGGGAAAUCUCCAGAACACACCAAUCAACCUCUGAAUAAAAGUGUUUCUGCUAAGAAUGAUAUAACUUCUAAAGAAAAUUCAGCCUCAAAAACUAGUUCCACUGGGAAAGAAGCAUCUCAGAAGUCAAAUAAUGCAGUGAGAAACAGCAGUGGUCGAAGUAGUUCGCUUGAAAAUAUUAAUGCCUUCAAGGACGACACAAAGGCUGUAGAUGAUGAUGGAGUUCACAAAGUUAAGCCAAAAUAUGGCAGAGGAGAAGGGACAAACUUAAGAAAAUCCUCUUCUACCAUUACAGGAAAUUUUGAUAGCCAGAUGAGUCUUGCUGAAGAGUCACCUAAGAGGUCUCAAAAAUCUGGGGUUACUGUACCUGCUGCAGGCAGAUCUAAGAACAUUCCUGUUAGCAGUAUUUCUCCAAGUAAAGGAAAACAAGUAGAGACUGCAAGUAAAAUUGACCAAGAAAAAAAGUCCUCCCCUCUUGGAGAUUCAGAGGACAAAGAAUUGCAAGGGACUAAGAAAACUGUGAAAGGAAAAGCCAAGAUGAGAAAUAGAGAAGGAAAUAUAAGUGUCCAAAAAGAAGUAGUGGAGGAAGAUAAAGUUUUAACUACCAGGAGAGUGACAAAGAAAACAACUCUCAUAGAGAUUAGCAAAGUUGGACCAGAGAAGAGCUCUGAUAACAAUGUAUCUAUGCCAUUGCCAGAUGAAGUUGAAGAGGCUCCUGAAAGAAAAUUGGAAGUUACUCCAUUGAAUGAAGUCAGUGGUCAUUCUAAAGCUGGUGAUGGCCCUGCUACAGAACUAGGUAAAGGCUGGCAAGCAAAUGUAAAGCAAGGGAAGAGUCAGAAAGAGUUGGACUUGCUUGAAACUAAAAAGACACAAAAUGAUAAAUCCCCUGAGAUUUUGAUGAGUAAGGGAGUAACAAAUUUGUUACAAUCAGACAAGCAGAAAAUUGAAAUGAAUAAGCAUGAGCUACCAGUUAUAAAGAAAGCUCAAGAUGCUAAGGAGAUUUUGCAAAAGAAAAAUAGUGGAAAUGAUCAGGAAGAAGACAGCAAUAGCUCAGAAAUUCUACUUAGUGACUCUAAUGCACAAAUCACUGAUACAAAGACAGUGGAGAAAGUCAAUAUUUAUGAUGAAAAGCAAAUUACCAAGACACUCACAAAAGUCAGUGGAAGUACUACCCAAAGUGUUGAAGGAAGAUUAGAGGUUGAUAUACCUUUAGAAAAUAAAUUGAUUGAGAAAAUUGAACUGGACGAAGCUGUUACAAAGGGUGAAGCUAAGGAAAAUACAGAGCACUGGAAUGAGGAAGAGAUUAAAGAGGUAGAGACAGUAGAUGUAGAGUUAAACCAAGAAAAUGUGGUUGAAGACAUACUGUUUCAGAAUUUGGAACAAAAGGAGAGUGAAACUGAACAGUUGCAAUUAAAAAGCCAAUGUGAAGUGAAAACUGAAUUUGAAGAAUGUAUUGGAACUGAAGAGGUAGGUAAUACUGAAGUUUCUUCAAAUUGUCAAGUCAUUAGUGCUAAUAAAACGCCUGUGCUCUCCCCUCAGCAUCUUGCUGUACUAGGUAAGCACCCACUUGAAACCAGUGAAGUGGAAUGUGAAGAAUUAGGUUUCAACAAUUGUCAUACUUUGGAGAAAACUAGUUUGAAUGAUUCUAAGAAAUCAGUGGAACCUGUUUUAAAAACCAUGGAGAUUCUGAUGGCGGAACCAGAGGACAAUUCAGAAUCUAUUAAAGAAUCAAGUCUUGGAAAUAUUGAUAGAAGAAAAGUAGUAGUAAGUACUGCUUAUCAUAAUUUGGAGAAUGACCAAAGAACUGCAGUGAAUAAUUUGAAUGCAACGAUGUACUCUGUUGAAAGUUCUGUUGAUGCAGGAAAGGAAAUGGAACCAAAGAACAAUAUGCCUGAAUUGAGUACAACAGUGUUUUAUGCAAAGAAUAAGCAUACAGCCAGUUUUUUACCUACUAGUGAGAGUGACUCUCAAGAUGCUGCCAAAGUGAGUUUGGCAAAGGAUGGGUCAGAUCAAAAAGUCCAUACUGCUCAAGAAAUGACAAUUGAAGCUUCUAACUUAAUUAAGAGUAAGGAUAACCAAAAUGAAAAAAGUAUAGUAAAUGUAACUGAUCAGGUAUGUGAAAUGCAAAGCCCUUUGUUGGCUAAGUCCAAGGAGAAAGUUCCACGAAUAUUAAAACAACUUUUCCAAGAUGAAGGUGUACAAAAUAUGUUGAAGAGUAUGAGUGAUGAGUCUGUCACUGUGUCAGAGGGAUCUUCCAGUGAAUCAAGUGUACAUAAACUUCGUCCAAAAAGGCCUACUGAGCCAAUGCUAGCAUCUUCGCCAGAACUAGACGGGGUUGUGGAAGCCCUGUUUUCAAACACAAAGAGAAGAAAGCGGUGGUCAGAAGUGGACACGUUAUAUAUGGAUGAAGGAGUUUUGAAUUUGCUAACAAGUAUUGACCCUCACUCCCGCCGAGCUGGCCAGGAUGAUGCUUCGAGUGAUAUAUCUCAAGCAAGCAGUGUUAGAAGUGUUAAAACUAAUAAAUCCAGCAAGUCAUCGGUAGAUACAUCUGAGAGUAGGAAGAGAAAACUUAGUGGAGCUAGUACUGUCAGCAAUACAUCCACAAAAUCUAUGCAGCCACCUGAGUCAAAGAAAAUCUGCCUUGAACAAGGAUCAAAUUCACAAGAUCCCUAUGAUUAUAAUCCAGCUGAGGAGGCUAGUAUUCUAAAAACAAAUGAAGAAAAUAUUGUUGAGCCUGAAGAGGCUAUUUCUUUAGUGCCAAAAAAGAAGGGAAGGCCAGCUUUACCAUUAUCUGUUAAACAAAAGAAUAAGGCCAUUCGUAUGCAGCUAAAAAUUCAGAAACAAAAACAAAUGGAAGGUGUUUCUCAUGGUGCAGAUCAGCCUGAUAAUAUAAAAUAUGACGAAGACCUACAAGAGAUUUCUACAAAAAAUAAGAGUUUAGAGGCUGAAGAAGACAAUGUGAAUUUAGCUGAACUUCAAGAUACCUUGAGAAAAGAAAAAACAGGGUCAUUUAGCAAAGAUGAUGCACAGUUUAGUGGGAAUUUAGAUAAGGAUGAACACCUCCAAGAGGAGUCUAAGAAAAAUGAAAAGGCGGGGCCUGUAGAGGACAGUGUGAAUUUAGUAGAACUUCAAGAUACAUUAAGAAAAGAAAAAUCAGUAACCUGUAGCAAUGUUGAAGAGCCACAGACAAAUAUAGAACAAUUUGCUAAGGCAAUACCACCUUUAAAGAUCAAAUUGGCUUCAGACAGUGUGACAAUAAGUCAUGUAAGUAAACCAUAUCCAAAGAAGUCAAGUUCACCCAUAGUACAACUUCCAAAGAUGCACCAUGAACCCCAGUUACAACAGCCUCAGUCAAAGUCGCGACCCCAUCCUGUUCCUUCUGUUGUUGGUGGCAGUAGUGUUUUCCAUUUAGCGGACAUCAGAGAGCUACCAAGACCAAGUACAUCAACUGCUGGUGUGUAUCCUGUGCCCCAGCAUAAAAGAAUGGAGACCAUUGUAACUCCAACUUCUGCAGGCCUUCCUUCACUGGUACGCUCUUACGAGUUAAGUGGACAGGGAAGAGGACGACCUCGAGUCGGUGAAACUCUCAGACAGUCACAAAGAGCCAGUGUUAGGCAGAGUGAAGCCAACAAUCAUUAUAGAGAUAUUGCUUUGAGGAAGUUCAACAAUUUCACACAAAUAAUCAUGUCUCCAUCCACUACCAAAAUGAAGAAUUCUCUAAAUUCUCGGGUGUUGCGCGAGUUAUGUGAAGCUCUUAAUAUCUUGAAAAGGGAUGAAACAGUGAGAAUGGUUUUAUUGACAGCCACAGGACCAACAUUUUGUCAGGGAGUAGAUCUUACAGCACUGCAGCAUCCUAAUUUGGACACAAGGAAGAAAAAUGCUGAAAAUCUGGUUAGGGGCAUCAAAGAGUUCCUGAGAACAUUGGUGCAAUUUCCUAAGCCUAUUGUUGCUGGAGUAAAUGGUAAUGCAAUGGGAUUAGGUGUGACAAUGUUGCCACUUUUUGAUCUAGUCAUUGUUAAUGACAAGGCAGAAUUUUAUCUCCCAUAUGCAAAGUUGGGGCAGAUUCCUGAAGGUGGCGCUACUUAUACUUUUCCAAAUCUCUUUGGGAAACUAAAGUCCAUGCAGCUGUUCCUGGGUCAUAAGGUAACUGCAUCAAUGGCACUUGAAAUGGGCCUUGCUUCAGAAUCCAUAUGGCCUGCAACAUAUCAGCAAGAACUUAUACCAAAAGUUGCCCUUCUUGCAACUCAAUCUGCUCAGAGUAUGGAGGCUACCAAGGCAUUAAUGAAUCACCAUUUGAUAACAAAACUUGAGUUAAGUUUGGAAUCAGAAUGUCGUCUUCUCUUACAACACUGGACAUCACCUCACUUUGCCCUCCUUUGUAAGCGCUUCCUUGAUAGUCACCACAUUCAUCUUCAAAAACCUGUUAAUCUGCCCCUUUAGUUUUAUGGGGGUUCCUUUCCAACAUGCGUGUAUGGGAACCCCCUCGGAACUUUUAAUAGUGACUUCUUGAAUGUUAUUCUUGUAUCAAGGAUAUUUCAAGAAAUUAUGAGAUUUGGAUUUUUUUUUUUUUUUUUUUUUUUUUUUUUUUUUU
Macrobrachium nipponense is the source of this 7000-nucleotide messenger RNA. RefSeq lists its product as uncharacterized. The transcript has 7 exons. Bases 202 to 6849 code for a protein of 2215 amino acids. Lineage: Eukaryota; Metazoa; Arthropoda; Malacostraca; Decapoda; Palaemonidae. The record is from RefSeq and is a predicted model, not a curated record.